This is a messenger RNA of Acromyrmex echinatior (Panamanian leafcutter ant), 1155 nucleotides long. It is a transcript of the gene Trf, whose product is annotated as TATA-box binding protein-related factor. Lineage: Eukaryota; Metazoa; Arthropoda; Insecta; Hymenoptera; Formicidae. Gene Ontology annotation, biological process: DNA-templated transcription initiation. The record is from RefSeq and is a predicted model, not a curated record. Gene Ontology annotation, molecular function: DNA binding.
CGCCAUAUUGGUUCCGGUGACGCGAACGUAUUGGAGCGUGUUGAGCAUGUUGGAGCGUGCGACGCGAACAAACCUUAAAUUCGUUCGUGUUACUGAACAUAUUGGAGCACAUGAAUGCAACUGCUCCAACCGCCAUCUUACCUGUGAUCCAAGUGCUCUCUGGGUUAAUUUGGAGCAUGCGAACAAAUCUCAAAUUAUAACUGUUCCAACCGCCAUCUUAUCUGUGAUCCAAGUGCUCUCUCUGGGUUAAUUUGCAGCAUGCGACACGAACAAACCUCUGGUUAUUAUGCUGAUUGUAUGUGAGGUUAGACGCAGUUAGGUAGGUUAAACGCCGAACCAUAUGUCAUUCCAUGUGAGUUUAAUGUUUGUUUGAUACCGGCGUUUUCGCAAAAUGACACAAGUUGCGCAGGAGGAUAACGAAUUAAAGAGAUUGCUCAAUAAUCCAGCCAAGAAUGCUAGCGAAGAUGGAUCCAUGGCACCACCGUUAUCGACUAAUGUGCCGAGACCAAGCACGUCGCAAAGUGCCAACCCACAAUCGAUGAUUCCAAUAACGCCAGUUAAUAGCACGAAAGAAGUUCCAGAGCCUUGUUUACAAAAUGUAGUCUCUACAGUUAAUUUGCAAACAGAACUGAAACUUAUGUACAUUAAUGUAAGAACUAGGAAUUCUGAAUACAACCCAGCUAGGUUUACCGGAUUAAUAAUGAGGAUACAAAAUCCUAGAGCGACAGCGCUAAUUUUCCGCUCUGGUAAAUUAGUAUGUACUGGCGCGAGAAGCGAACAAGAUUCGUUUUUGGCGGCAAAGAAAUUUGCUAGAAUAAUUCAGAAACUUGGAUUCCCUGUUAAGUUUUCCAGUUUUAAAAUACAGAAUAUAGUUGCGACAUGUGAUUUGAAAUUUCCAAUUAAGUUGGAGAUUUUAUAUCAAUGUCAUGGUCAAUUUUCCAGUUAUGAACCAGAGUUAUAUCCUGGUCUGACAUACAGAAUGUAUUCACCUAGAGUUGUAUUAUUAAUAUUUGUAAAUGGUAAAGUUGUAUUAACAGGAGCAAAGAAUAGGACUGAAUUACAAGAUGCAUUAAAUAUUAUAUAUCCGACAUUAAAGAUGUAUAGAAAGCAAUAAUAUUACUUAUUUACAAAAUAAAUGUCAAAUAAAAUAACAAG